Messenger RNA from Lates calcarifer (barramundi perch), 4597 nucleotides. RefSeq names its product proline rich transmembrane protein 4b (gene prrt4b). The transcript has 4 exons. The record is from RefSeq and is a predicted model, not a curated record. Lineage: Eukaryota; Metazoa; Chordata; Actinopteri; Centropomidae. The coding region runs from base 244 to 3507 and encodes 1087 amino acids.
GAGAGGGAGAGGGAGGGAGACUGGAACUCAGUUCCACACAGCAAACCCACACGGUUUCAGAAAGACGGUCUCUCCUGCAGCGCACACACACACACACACUCUCUCUCUCACCGCUGGCUGUGGAUUCUCCAUCUUAUUCCAUUCAUCUGUAGGCCAUUUUGUCGGAGAACCAGCCAGACCCACCUCAGGGUGCAGGAGAAUGGAAAGAAACAUGUGACCGACCCGUGCGCCACUGUUGACAGCAUGCUUCGCCUCCACCGGACCUUGGUGCUCUGCUUCUGGUGUUUUUUCAUACUUCACGGGCAGGCUGGGGCUGACGAAGAGGCCCACUGGGGACCAACACCAACAAGGGACAACCCACCUGAAAAUAAAUCAAGCUGGUUUUGGAUCCCGCCCCUGCCAAAGCUCCCUUCUCUUCCAUCACUGCCAUUCAGUAAUCCCUUUUACAGGAGCUCGGACAGUAACGACAAGGCCACGUUGACGACAAUUGCCAAGGGGCUAACAGAACCAAUUGAUCACUUGCAAGACUCAGGCUCAGGAGAAGGGAGCAAUUCUGAGGCAUCUGAACCACCCACCACUUCCACCCAGGGGCUCCUAACCAGCGUGACAAAGAUAAGAACUGAAUCACUUCCCACAGGGACAUCAGAUUCUCCACACAGCAGCAUAGCACAGACCGACAAUGAUGCUCUUGUUUCAGACUCCUACUCUCCCACAAGCAGCUCUAUCAGAAGCAGUCUGUUCACCAACAGUCCCACCAACACAAACACUCCUGAACAAAAUGCAACACAUACCCACCCACCACAGGGUACUACACAAGCAGCUGGACCCAGCAUGGGUGCCACUGUGCAACACCUCCCAGAGGGAAACACUGAUAAAGAAGUGGCUGAAGAUUUUACAAGAAAGAUCUCUUCAACAAUAGCACCAGAAACUACAGUUCCCACUGCUGUGACAUGGGCAGCAGCCCAAACCACCACAACAAACCCAGGACUGGUAGAGACCACACUGACCAACAGACACCCUCUGAGGCCUGUUACUCCCCCUGUGUCCUCAGAAACCACAUUUGUCAGAAAACCACAAGACUCGACUGUUAGUAUUAUGCUCCACGCUGGAGAGGCCACAACGCGAGAAACUGACCUGGGCUUCUCCGAGGCCAGGUCGGGGCCUGUGGAAGAACAGCGCGGGGUAACCACCACUGCCAUGGGGAUCAAUCACAAACUAGUGCUGGGAUCCAUAAGAAGCACAACUCAGAGCCAAAGGGUUAACUUCCCAAUAGCAGGAGAGCUGCCAGGCAAAGAGGAUAAGGAGGAUGAGGAGGCUGAGGAAGGUGUGGUUCCUUCAGCUGCAGACAGGGAUGGUGACGCCGGGAGGUUGGCAGACAUCUCCACGCUGUCCACUAAGCUGCUAACAACAUCCCUGUCACGGAGCACAGGCAUUCCCCCAGAAACUCCACAUAUUCCUCUCGAUACUGAAGACUGGAAGUCCAACCCAGUGGACAGCGACAUCACCUUCCUUCCAGACUGCAAUAAAGAACGUUCUGGGAUCUGCAACCUCUCAAACACCUGGGACUCCACCACCACCUUGGACAUCAGACCCACACAAAACACCACUGCCACAAACCAGUCAUUCAACCCUUUCCUGAUCCCGGCUCCACCCAUGUUGGUGCCCCUGUACACUGACUGGAACAGUGCCAUGGCAGCUUGGGGCCUGGCCUGGGAAGCACAUGUUUACGGCGCUGGUUGUGUCUUUGCUAUGCUAACACUAGCCUCAGCGCUCAAUCUGCUCUGCCUACCACUGCGAUGCCCAUCUGGAUGUGGCUACUUUGCUCUGGUCAGCCUGUUCCUCCUAGCUGCUGGUUGUACCAGAUCGUUCUCGCUCCUGUACGAUGCCUACGGCCACCAGGAUCGCUUGCCCUCCACUGAGGCCUCACUGAUGCUCUAUGAAGCCCCAUUUCCCUGCCUGACUGCAGCUUUCGGCCUGGUUUUCCUUCUCCUCUCCAUGCGCUCAAGAAUGCAGCUGUCCUACUCAGCCUUCCAGAGACCUUGUUUCCUGGCCUGCCUGGUUGUCCUGCACUUUGCUGCAGCGUUCGGUCCAGUGGCAUUACUGAAGUUCUACCAGCAAAAGCCUCCCCUUUGUCUCUUUCUUUCCCUCAUCUCCCGGGGAGCCUUUGUAGUGCUGGCCACAUUUCUGUCUGCUGCCUAUUUUGUGUUCUACAUUUACGUGCGGGCAGACUCGAAGCACAUCUACCACCUGAACAACACUUCUCCAACACCUGCUGAGCGCUACAACCGCUGUCCCUUUGCUGAGAGCCGGGACUGGGACCGUGCAGCUGUAACCGUUUGUCUUUCAGCAUUGUUUUCUUUAGCAUGUGCAGGACUGCAGUUAUAUGCAAUGCUCAAUGCUAUGGGUGUUGCAGGUGGAGAGGAGGUCUUCCACCCCUGGCCCUGGUGGACUUUUCAGUUUAGCUGCAGACUCUGUGAGCUUGGAGUUUGUCUCACCUUAGCCUUGGUGGUCGCACAACCAGUCUACUGUUCUGACCAUCUUCCAGCUGCAGGAAGCUGCUGGACUGAAUUGCUGGCGACCAAAUCGCCCAUUCUGCCUGGGAGCUACCAGUGGACCCUUAGCCAGCAGGAGAAACUCGCCAUUGUUGACACAGUUGGGCUUGGAGAGACUGAAAGCCUUCCUCUUUACACUCUGAUGGAUGAGAGGCUUGGUAGCAGUCUGAAUGGCCUAGACCUCCUCUACCACAGUAACCGGGCUUUAGCAUACCGAGACCUGGACUUGGAUAUGGACUUACAAGGGUCAGAAAAACCUGAGGAUGGAGGAGGCCGAGAGCCAUCAGGUGGCUCCUCAUUUACCAGUGACUCCACUACAGACUUGCGGCCACCUUCGCCCAUCAACCUUCGUCGCAGCAUAGACGAGGCACUUUUCAGUGAGGCCCUCUUUCCCAUAAGUCUCUUCAGCUCUACUAGGCCUAUUCGCUGCAGUGAUCUGUCAAUAAACAACCACUGUGCACUUCCCAGCAACAGCCUCUGUGAUCCUCUUUCUGCUGACCCCGGCCUUUAUCGGACAUCUUCUUGCGUGGAGAUUGUCUCUCAGCCCCAGCCCCCUACCACCCAAUCUCAAGGAGAAACUGUUGUAGGUGCACCACCAUCUCCCUCCCUGUCCUCCUCCUCCAGCUGUUCAUCCCCCGAACGCUGGAGGGGCAGCUCUUCCUCCUGUUCCCUCUACCGAGCCUCUCUCGGGGGCUCCUCACUGGUCCUCUGCCCAAGCCCUGAAAGACAUGCUCAGCAGCUUCUCCAGCAAGGGGGCACGGGCCAUGUAGUGACGUCUGGCCACCAGGCCCAUGCUGACCCACAGAGGAAUUAUCAUACACUGGGCGCGGCCUCACAGGAGAGCCUAGACCUAGACAUGUCAUCGGAGGCAGACCGAUCGGUGCAGGAGGAAUUCAUCAGUGUUUGCAGACAAAUCGAUGCUUUGAGCAUCUGCAGUGAGACUAUUGAUUUAUAAAAGGACGUUAUGGUCAAACAAGGGUUACACUGAGGACUUACUGAGAGGGGUGUCUGCUUUGCGCAGCAAGGUGACCUUCAUGGUUUUUAUAGCCUAUUUGGUAGAGCAUGGUAGCUUUUGCAUACACCAUAAAAGACCCAUAGCUGCCAAAAUGAAGGUUUUGGAGGUUGAUAAGCUUUCUUAUGUGGUCAUUUGUGAAUGUCUACGAGGGUCUAAGUGCCAAGAAUGUCAAAAGCCAAAAGGUAAUUUGUAACUUUUACAUGUUUGAUAAAGGCUGGUGAAGUUUGAUACAGUCAAAAGUAUAGUAACAUUUUACUGAGUGGAGAUAACAGGAUUUUUUAUUUGUACAAUGUUUUUAUUGCAUUCCAACAUUCCAAUAGAUUGUACUGUGACUGAAUUAAGCACUUAUUAAAUACUACUGAAGUAAUAUACAUUCAAAUUCAGCAGAAUAUCAGUCAUUAAAGCUCAUAUUGAAUAAAUUGGAUUAAAGUUAAGUUUGUCAAACAAUAAACUCUUCAUACCAAUGCUACACAGCUUACUUAGUUAUGGUGCAGCAGUGCCCUCUACUGGUAAAAUGCACACUAUGCUACCGUUUCCCUCUGCAUUUAUUACCAAUGGACUGUGCUUCUACAUAUACUGAUAGCAUCCUCUAUGACCGUCUUACUAAUUUAUUUAUGUUCCAACAUAACUUUGCUCAACACACUGUUUAAUAAAAUUUGUUUUAUAACACUGGGCUAAUUUUAUUUAAAUUCCAUUCUGAUAUUUUUCAAUGUGAUUUCACAACUCGUGAAAUAAGACAGUAGUCCACACACGUUAUGAUUUAUUUAUUCUUCUUUACCAUAUUGAACAGCAAAAGCAACUUUCUUCUGUUGAGUGUUUUACUGUAAACAUGUUCUGAAGUGAUAUUUCUCAAAAACCCCAAUGGAUUUAUUGACUACUGAGUCUUUUCUGUCCAUCUAAAAAGCCCUUGUGCACUGUUUUGGUUGCUGGAUGCAGAGGCUACCAGUACGGCAACUGUAACUGCUUUUCAGUAUAGUGAAAUUUAAAUCAUAAAAAAGUGCAACACACACACAAAAAAAAAAAAAAACAA